Molecule: messenger RNA, 906 nt
Organism: Ylistrum balloti
Lineage: Eukaryota; Metazoa; Mollusca; Bivalvia; Pectinida; Pectinidae
Product: sulfotransferase 1A1-like
Exons: 5
Coding region: 1-906 (301 amino acids)
Biological process (GO): sulfation
Cellular component (GO): cytoplasm
Molecular function (GO): sulfotransferase activity
Source: RefSeq, a predicted model, not a curated record
AUGUCGGAUACACCCCGGAAGUUUCCGAUGCCACUAUACGACGGGUGUAUGCUACCAUUGUUUCCAACACUCCUACCACGUGCUGACAAGCAAAUGACUGCUAUCCGGGAUUUCAAGUCGAAAGAGAGCGACAUCUUGAUUUGUAAUUUUCCCAAAACAGGGACUAACUGGGUCUAUGAAAUCGUGUGUAUGUUGCUACAAGGCCACUCAUCCUACCUGAAAGACCUUAAAACUAUCGGCAUGCUGGAAAUCAUAGACUUAAGUACCUUGACCGAUAUGGCUUCACCACGUGUACUUAGCACUCACGUGCCAUUCCGGCUUCUACCAACACAGCACCUGGCCAAAGGAUGCAAGAUAAUCCACGUCACCCGGAACCCGAAAGACACCAUGGUGUCUGUUUAUAACCAUUAUAAAAUCGACUCUCGCCUUCGUCAUCCCAGUACGUCUGAAGAAGUGGAGUUUCCGGGAACCUGGGAAAAUUUCCUGAAGGAUCAAAUGGAAAACAAACAUAAUAUCUAUGAUGGCUUCUUCAAGUAUGAGAAGGACUGGGAGACAGCCAAACGUACCAAAGCGGUAACCAGUGUACAUACAUUGUUCUAUGAAGAUCUUCACAAGGCUCCAGUAACAGAGAUAAAACGGCUCGCUGAAUAUUUAGAAGUACCUGCUGACGAGGAAUUAUUGAAGGAUGUCGCAGAUAAGUGUUCUUUCAAAAAAUUACGAGAAGCAGCAGUAUCGAUCAAAACGGGCAACGUGCCAGUUACGGAAGGAGGAAUCAAGUUUUUAUUUAGGAAGGGAAUGGUCGGGGAUUGGAAGAACUGGUUCACAGUAUCACAAAAUGAGCAGUUCAACGAGCUACUUAACAGAGAACUAAAGGGAUCGAAUCUCAAAUUUACAUAUGAACUGUGA